AUGAGGCAAUCAGUGGUGCCAAUUCUUCUCGUUUGGUUCAUUUGCCUUGCAUCAGCGCAAUUCGUGGACGUUGAUCGACCUGAGAUAUUGAGGCCAGAUGUUCGAUUCUUAAAACGGAACAAUCUUUCGAACAUGAUGAGGUUGGGAAAACGUGGUUUAAGGAGGCAGUUGCUUUGUGAGGACUGUAACCUCGGAAAUCUAAUGAGGCUUGGACGUCGAUAA
Necator americanus (New World hookworm) is the source of this 222-nucleotide messenger RNA. RefSeq lists its product as uncharacterized. The record is from RefSeq and is a predicted model, not a curated record. The transcript is spliced from 2 exons. Bases 1 to 222 code for a protein of 73 amino acids. Lineage: Eukaryota; Metazoa; Nematoda; Chromadorea; Rhabditida; Ancylostomatidae.